Molecule: messenger RNA, 1661 nt
Organism: Pelodiscus sinensis (Chinese soft-shelled turtle)
Lineage: Eukaryota; Metazoa; Chordata; Testudines; Trionychidae
Source: RefSeq, a predicted model, not a curated record
UUAACAAACUUUUUGUGCUCUGCUUUUAGAACAGGAAAUGUGUGGGUAUCUUUGAAGGACAUACUUCCAAAGUGAACUGUCUCCUGGUUACUCAAACAAAUGGGAAGAAUGUAGCCCUCUACACUGGCUCUAGUGACCACACAAUCAACUGCUACAAUAUUAAGACCAGAGAGCGCAUGGAGCAAUUUAAAUUGGAUGACCGGGUGCUCUGUCUGCAUAGUAGAUGGCGAAUCCUGUAUGCAGGCCUGGCCAAUGGCAAUGUGGUCACUUUCACCAUAAAGAACAAUAAACAAAUUGAUACCUUUGAAUGCCAUGGCCCUAGAGCCGUCAGCUGUCUAGCCACAGCUCAGGAAGGAGCACGAAGGUUGUUGAUAGUAGGAUCCUAUGACUGUACUAUCAGUGUGCGGGAUGCUCGAAAUGGACUGCUUCUCCGAACUCUUGAAGGUCAUAGCAAAACAAUACUCUGUAUGAAGGUUGUGAACGAUUUGGUGUUCAGUGGCUCCAGUGAUCAAUCUGUCCAUGCCCACAAUAUACAUACAGGGGAGUUGGUACGAAUCUAUAAAGGCCAUAAUCAUGCUGUGACUGUUGUGAACAUCCUAGGGAAGGUGAUGGUGACUGCCUGCUUGGAUAAAUUCGUCCGUGUUUAUGAGCUGCAAUCUCAUGACCGUUUGCAAGUCUACGGAGGACACUCAGAUAUGAUCAUGUGUAUGACUAUUCAUAAGAGCAUGAUCUACACUGGCUGCUAUGAUGGCAGCGUCCAAGCUGUGCGGCUUAACCUGAUGCAAAAUUACCGUUGCUGGUGGCAUGGAUGUUCAUUGAUAUUUGGAGUUGUGGAUCAUCUGAAACAACACUUGCUGACCGAUCACACCAACCCACAUUUUCAGACCUUAAAAUGUCGCUGGAAGAACUGUGAUGCCUUCUUUACUUCCAAGAAAGGUUCCAAGCAGGAUGCUGCAGGACAUAUUGAAAGACAUGCCAAGGAUGACAGCAGAAUUGACUCAUGAAGCUUUUCACCUCCCAUAUUGGGAAGUAAUUUUAUACAUCAGAACUAUUCCAUACAUCAUCAACCUCUUACCCUGUCCUCUUUUCUCCUUUUCCUCCUUGGAAUGGAAAAAGGGAGUGAGGCCUACCUGCCUUCCUACAGAGACUGCACAUCACAUGCAACUCUGUAGAAAUGAGAGCAGCCCAUUAACACUCAGACCAAACAGAAGAUUUUUGUCCAGUUUUUAUUCAUCAGAAGACGCUAUGAACAUCUCUGCUUGUCUGCCCAUUUGAGUAAGUGCAUUCUGUGUAUCUACAAUUGGGCAUUCAGAAGGAUAGAUACUCUGAUUGAAAUAAAACUGUGCUGGCAUUCACACUCACCUUCAAAUGUGAAAGGAUUUAACGAAGGCGAGUAGUGUUCACCUGUCUGUUUCAUGUUGUAUUUAAAUCCCACACAUACUUUCAUUUUUUAGCCAAUUUUAAUAAAACAUUUCUAACUAGAAAGACACUAGUUCCACAGAAGGUUAACACUCAAUUUCCAGUACAAAUUUUGGCUAUCCUCAUAAAACUAUAUAGUAUUUUAAUGGGAAACAGGAAUAAAGUGGUUCCUUUUUUAAUGUUAACUGCAAUUUAUGUUUUGACAUUUUUAUUCUUUGUUUAAAGGUUGCUCUGAUAAAAAG